This is a messenger RNA of Sebastes umbrosus (honeycomb rockfish), 1442 nucleotides long. Its product is annotated as beta-1,3-galactosyl-O-glycosyl-glycoprotein beta-1,6-N-acetylglucosaminyltransferase 3-like. Gene Ontology annotation, cellular component: membrane. The record is from RefSeq and is a predicted model, not a curated record. The transcript has a single exon. NCBI's taxonomy places the organism in Eukaryota, Metazoa, Chordata, Actinopteri, Perciformes, Sebastidae. The coding region runs from base 1 to 1293 and encodes 430 amino acids. Gene Ontology annotation, molecular function: acetylglucosaminyltransferase activity.
AUGGCUUUUACAAGGCUGUUGAAGAGGCAGAUGUUGAGGAUCCCCUGUCUUAUCCUCACAGGUAUGCUCCUUUCUUUUGUCAUUUGGGAAACUGCAUUGAACAGGACGUCAUUGCCUGAUCUCAGAAUACCACAGCAGCUCUCUAAUGACCUGCCUGGCUGCUCGGCUAUCUUCAGUGGAAACGUAGAGGGCAAGAAAGACAAAUUAGAAAUGCUUCUGACAUCCAGGAAGAGAAAGUCUCUUUUAUCUGAGGACUUCUACCUUAAUGUGACUCAAGACUGUCCUUCUUACAUUGAAAGGAGAGGUUUCUUUACAGAGCCUCUCAGUGAAGAGGAGAAGGAUUUUCCCAUUGCCUACUCCAUGGUGAUCCAUGAGAAGAUUGAGAUGUUCGAGCGACUUCUACGAGCUGUUUACACUCCGCAGAACAUCUACUGUGUACAUGUGGACCAGAAAUCCCCUAAGGAAUUUCAGAAGGCCGUGGAGGCAAUUACUUCUUGUUUUCCUAAUGUGUUUAUAGCCAGCAGGUUAGAAAGAGUUGUAUAUGCCUCGUGGUCGCGGGUGCAGGCAGACUUGAACUGCAUGAUAGACCUAAUGAACUCACACGUCCAGUGGAGGUACCUGCUAAACACCUGCGGGACAGACUUCCCCAUCAAAACCAAUGGAGAGAUUGUUCAUGCUCUGAAGGCCCUAAACGGGAGAAACAGCAUUGAGUCUGAGACCACCGAGGACUACAAGAAAGGCCGUUGGCAGUAUCAUUACGAUGUGACUAACACUGUCAUCAGGACACAUGUGAAGAAAAGCGACCCACCCAUUAGCAGCCCCAUGUUCCAAGGAAUUGCUUACUUUGUGGUCACAAGAGUCUUUGUGGAACAUGUGAUGCAGGACAAAGAGGUUCAGCAGCUUGUGGAGUGGGAGAGGGACACAUACAGCCCUGAUGAGCACUUGUGGGCCACUCUACAGAGGAUGCCCUCUGUUCCCGGAUCAACACCAGCCCACUCCAAGUACGAUACAUCAGACUUGCAGGCCAUCGCUCGUGUGGUGAAGUGGAGCGAUUUAGAAGGAGAUGUGAAACAUGGAGCCCCGUACUAUCCCUGCACUGGUGUUUACAGAAGAGCAAUUUGUGUGUACGGAGCUGGUGACCUCCCGUGGCUCAUGAGACAACAUCAUCUCUUUGCAAAUAAGUUUGAUCCUCUGGUUGAUGAUGUUGCUAUCAGAUGUCUGGAGUCAGUCCUGUAUCACAAAGCCUUAGGCCAUGACCCACUGCUAACAGAUCAAUAUUCCACCACGUUGUAAAGCUUGUCAUUAUUUAAAAUGUAAAAUAUGAUGUACUUAGGAAACAGUUCGUACCUGGACAGCUAAAUAUGAUAGAAACCAUAUUCAUUGAUUAUUAUAUUGUCAAAGAUUUUCAAUUGAAAUGGCUUUAAAUAUUUCUUAUUCUUGAU